Messenger RNA from Choloepus didactylus (southern two-toed sloth), 1450 nucleotides. RefSeq names its product BMP and activin membrane bound inhibitor (gene BAMBI). Lineage: Eukaryota; Metazoa; Chordata; Mammalia; Pilosa; Megalonychidae. The record is from RefSeq and is a predicted model, not a curated record. Gene Ontology annotation, molecular function: frizzled binding. Gene Ontology annotation, biological process: positive regulation of canonical Wnt signaling pathway; negative regulation of transforming growth factor beta receptor signaling pathway; transforming growth factor beta receptor signaling pathway. The coding region runs from base 299 to 1081 and encodes 260 amino acids. The transcript has 3 exons.
CGGGCGGGAGCGCGUCCGGGCUCUUCCAGGGUGCUUACCUUGUUGGCAGAGGGCGGCGAUCCCGGGCGGAGCAGAGCCGGGAGCCCGCCCGGGACGGUGGCGCCGGGGCACGGGGUGCGUCCGGCGGGCGGAGCGCAGGGCCCGGAGCCGGAGCGGCCGAGCGCGACGGCGGGACUUGGCGCGACCCCCCUGGCCCUGAGCUGGGGCGCGAGGCCGGGCGGCGCGCCCCGGGAGGCGGAGGCUGCAGCGGCGCCGCGGCCCCGAGCCGGCGAGGGGGACGCUGCCGCGGGCGGUGUCAAUGGAUCGCCACUCCAGCUCCAUCUUCGUCUGGCUGCAGCUGGAGCUCUGCGCGAUGGCCGUGCUGCUCACCAAAGGUGAGAUUAGAUGCUACUGUGACGCGGCACACUGUGUGGCCACUGGUUAUAUGUGUAAAUCCGAGCUGGGCGCCUGCUUCUCUAGGCUCCUCGAACCUCAGAAUGCCAACUCCCCACUUACUCACGGCUGCCUGGACUCCCUCGCAAGCACAGAAGACGUCUGCCAAGCCAAACAGGCCCAAAACCACUCUGGCACCACCGUGCCCACAUUGGAAUGCUGUCAUGAAGACAUGUGCAAUUACAGAGGCUUGCACGAUGUUCUUUCUCCUCCCAAAGGGGAGGCCUCAGGACCAGGAAACCGAUUUCACCACGACAGCAGCAGAAACCUCAUCACCAAGGUGCAGGAGCUGACUUCUUCCAAAGAGCUGUGGUUCCGGGCAGCAGUAAUUGCUGUUCCCAUAGCUGGAGGGCUGAUUUUAGUGUUGCUUAUUAUGUUAGCCCUAAGGAUGCUUCGAAGUGAAAAUAAGAGACUUCAGGAUCAGCGGCAACAGAUGCUGUCCCGUUUGCACUACAGCUUUCAUGGACACCAUUCCAAAAAGGGGCAGGUUGCAAAGUUGGACCUGGAGUGCAUGGUGCCGGUCAGUGGCCACGAGAACUGCUGUAUGACCUGUGAUAAAAUGAGACAGGCAGAACUCAGCAACGAGAAGUUCCUCUCGCUCGUCCACUGGGGCAUGUACAGUGGGCACGGGAAGCUGGAAUUUGUAUGACGGAGCCUUAUCUGAACUAAAUUUCUUGAACGCUUGAAGGCCUUUGAGUUCUGCUGGACAGGAGCACUUUAUCUGAAGAAAAACAAACUCAUUUAAUCAUCUUUGAGAGACAAAAUGACCUCUGCAAACAGAAUCUUGGCUAUUUCUUCUGAAGGAUUAUUUGCACAGACUUGAAUGCAGUCAAAUGUAAUGUUUGCUUUAAAAUGAUAAAAGCAAAGAGAAGACUGGAUACACACUGUUACUGGGGUUAUUUGCAUCCGAGGGAGCUGGAAUUGAGACCCUGAGUAAACUCAGAUGUGCUCUUUGUAAGCUCCUACGUCUUGAUUUAUUGUAAAGAUUUAAAAAAUAUAUAUAUAUAUUUUGUCUGAA